UAUCUAAUUACAUUUUUUAAUUAAUCUGAAAAAUAUAAUUAUUUUUAUAUUAUAUGUAAAAUAUUAUAUAUAAAAUGAUUUUUUGUUGAAUAAAUUAUUUUUUAUAGAUCUGUAAAUAAUAAUUUGUGUCGAUAAUUUUAGUCUCAAUGUAGUCUAAAUUUGACAAUUUAAUUGGAUCGUUGAGAUUUGAAAGUUUUGCACGUGUUGUAUUUUUAUUUUUUGUUUUUGUUACAUAUAUAUAUAUAUAUAUUCUUAUAUUUGUAUUCAAUAGCUUUAUUUUUGUUCAAAAUAAAUAUGAAACAGUAAAAAUAAUAAUAAACAAUAAUUGUAUAUAAUUAUAUAUACAUAUAUAAGAUGAUGUGCUAUAGAAAAUUUAUAUAUUUUACACGCUCGGAAACUUUAUUGUGCACAAGAAAUUGUUUAUUAAAUUUCUAUCAAAAUGCAUCAAAAAAUGUAUUAAAGUAUAUAAAUGAAACAAUUCUUCCAUCAAAACCGAAGAAACCAAUAUCUCCUUUUCUUUUAUAUGUAAAAGAUAUUAAAUUCAAAAUCGAACAAGAAGAAUCUAAUAUAAAAUAUUCAGAAAUAUUGAAAAAGGCAUCCAAAGGAUGGGCAGAAUUAGAUCCUAUUGAAAAGGAAAAUUUUAGAAAACAAUAUGUAAAAAAUUAUGAAAUAUAUACAAAGGAAUUAAAAAAAUAUAAUAAUUCUCUUACUAAUGAACAAAAGGAAUUAUCAGAAAAAAAAAAAAAGAAUAUGAACAAUAUAAAGAAACUAAUAAACAGGUACUUAUAA
Apis florea (little honeybee) is the source of this 789-nucleotide messenger RNA. It is a transcript of the gene TFAM, whose product is annotated as mitochondrial transcription factor A. NCBI's taxonomy places the organism in Eukaryota, Metazoa, Arthropoda, Insecta, Hymenoptera, Apidae. The record is from RefSeq and is a predicted model, not a curated record.